This is a messenger RNA of Haliotis rubra (blacklip abalone), 1319 nucleotides long. Its product is annotated as cathepsin O-like. Gene Ontology annotation, molecular function: cysteine-type endopeptidase activity. Lineage: Eukaryota; Metazoa; Mollusca; Gastropoda; Lepetellida; Haliotidae. Gene Ontology annotation, cellular component: lysosome. The record is from RefSeq and is a predicted model, not a curated record.
GAUACACGAUACCAGGAAGUUAAACUGUGUCAUGUGAUAAGUCAAACUCAUGGAUGUUAAAUAUUUACAGUUUCUUUUGCCAGUUUAUUUUGUUUAUACAGUGUCAGUGGCAUUUGCCUGGCAUGACACAUACUAUGAGCAGUUUGUACAUUUUAUGCACACAUACAAGAAGGCCUAUGAUGCAAAGUCACCAGAAUUUUGGCAUCGAUUUGAAAUUUUCAAGAAUAAUUUGAAACAUUCUGCUGAGCUGAAUAAGGCCCACCAAAAUGAAACAGCUGUUUAUGGGGUCAACAAGUUUUCAGAUCUCACACAAGAGGAAUUUGAAAAACAAUACCUGAGAGGACUGAAGUCUUCAAGUCUCCAUGGCGAUAGGAUCAAGGUUGAUGUUGCAGUACCUUCACUGAAGUUGCUGAAGAAAGCUGGUCCCCAGUAUGUGGACUGGCGAAACAAGAGCAUCAUCUCCCCGAUCAAGGAUCAGAAGUCAUGUGGAGCCUGCUGGGCCUUCAGUGCUACUGAGACUGUGGAGAGCAUGUACGCCAAGACCACUGGUCAACCUGUCCCUGUCCUGUCCGUACAGGAAGUCAUAGACUGCUCGGAGAACAAUGGCUGCCAGGGUGACACUUGUUCUGCUCUGAACUGGAUGACGAAAUAUAACAAGACGAUAGUUUAUGAGACAGACUACCCCCUUGUGGACAAAACACAAGUUUGUCACCUUGGCAACAGCACAUCACCCGGGAGGGGACCUCAUUGUCUCCCAGGAAACGAAGACAAGAUGGUACAGAUGCUGAGUACAGUUGGACCGCUGACUGUGACGGUAGACGCAUCUACAUGGAACAACUACAUCGGGGGCAUCAUCAGGUUUCACUGCUCCAACGUCAACAACCAUGCUGUACAGAUUGUGGGUUACGACCUUCGGGGAGAUGUGCCUUUCUACAUUGUGAGAAACUCCUGGGGAACUGACUUUGGUGAUAACGGCUACCUGUACAUCAAGAUUGGAGACAACUUGUGUGGAAUUGCUGAGCGGGUCUCCACACUGACGGUUCAGGACUGAGCAACACUGGACUGCUAGUACUUACGAGUUCGUAUUCCAAAUGUGUUCAAAGAAAUCCACAUUCCAGCACACUUGAAGAUGCAGAAGAUAUGUUUAUAUGUAUUGUGACUUGAGUCUCUCUCGACAGAAGUUGAUAAGGUGACAUCAAGUGUCAUAGAUAUCUUCAAGAAACUGUUGCAUGUACCUCAGAGAUGUGAGAGUAUGUUUCCUGUAUUUCUUACUGGUGAUACUUUAACACAAUGAGUGUCUCAUUCUAACUGUCUCUCAA